Molecule: messenger RNA, 520 nt
Organism: Candoia aspera
Lineage: Eukaryota; Metazoa; Chordata; Lepidosauria; Squamata; Candoiidae
Gene: RPS29
Product: ribosomal protein S29
Exons: 3
Coding region: 88-258 (56 amino acids)
Biological process (GO): translation
Cellular component (GO): cytosolic small ribosomal subunit; ribosome
Molecular function (GO): zinc ion binding; structural constituent of ribosome
Source: RefSeq, a predicted model, not a curated record
UGCGCCUGCGCCGCCUGGCUGCCCUUUUCUUCCCCCUCUUCCUUUUCCGCAGCGGUGCGCGAGGAGCAGGCGGGCCGGGGCAGCGCCAUGGGCCACCAGCAGCUCUACUGGAGCCACCCCAGGAAGUUCGGGCAGGGCUCGCGCUCCUGCCGAGUGUGCUCCAACCGUCACGGGCUGAUCCGCAAGUACGGCCUCAACAUGUGUCGCCAGUGCUUCCGCCAGUACGCCAAGGACAUCGGCUUCAUUAAGUUGGAUUAACUCUAGUACUUGAAGAUGACUUGAAAAGAGAGAAGAAGUUGGCACACCUGGAGGAUUUGGCUGGAUAAGAGCCUCUCACUAUACUUCUCCUGUGUAUACAGUAGAAAAAUUGGGUUUUUUAAAUUUCAAUUGUAGCAAUGUUUUCCUAUUAAUAUGUUACAACCACCAAAAUUCUAGCCAUGUUGACAUCUUUACCAUAUGUGAUUAUUAUGAGAAUCAGUAUAUUUUCUUUGGUUCUUAAAUAAAAAAGGAGUUAAACAAA